AGUUUAUAAUAAAUAGUCGUAGUGCACAGACCGAAAUAAAAAGCAAUGGAAGAAUUUAAAUAAAUUAGUUAGUUAAGAAGUGAUAGUGAUAAGUGAAUUAUUAUAAGUUAGUUAAGUGUAGUGUAUAGUAUUUAAAUAAAUCAAGAAUGUGAGAGACUGCUUAUUAAUUCACCCCACGAAUAAAAAUAGUACAAAUAAAUAAGAAAAACAUUACGUAGUGUAUUCAUUACAUUUUGUAUUUGUAUGUUUUAAUAAACUUCGGUAGAUUUGUUUAAAAAUAACUCAAGGUCGUUAGUAUGGAAGAAAUGGUCAAUCGACUUAAUACAAACCUUUUAUUUAAUAAUAUAAUAAACCCGGUAUUAUUUACCUCUCUUGGAUACAAAGUAUCAAAAGGAUUUGUGUUAUUUUAUGUCCAGACAGGACCAAAUCCUAACGAAACUAGAAACCCUAGGGGCCAAUUAAUUCAUAUUUCAUAUUUUGGGUAUUCCAUUUGCAUAUUUAUAAGUAACGUAUUCUACGAAAAAGUUUUAUGUGGAAAAUUCUAAAAUGUACAAAGCCUCAGUUACUAGUAAUAUGUGCUGAUCAUGAGUAUUAUUAAAAAAUAACAAUAUACGGUGUUUAUAAUAACACAUUAUUACAAAAUUUUGAAAUUUCCGUUGUAUUAUCUUCCAUAUUUUAAUGUUAAAGAAUGCAAAAUGUAUUUUAACUAGUACUAGUGGGUAUGUAGACAUACAUGUUUAUGUGUAUUUUGUGUUGUAUACCUUCAAGUCUUGUCAUGGUAUCCCGACCUAGAUCACAUGUUUUGAUCUACAGUUAAUACGAGAUCUGUUGUAUUAGCAUGUAAUUGAGUUCUAGCUGACAUAAAUUAGGUUUUGAUAAUUUGAAACCAAUAUGACUGUCGCUCAAAUAGCAGCUAAUACAACUGUAUUAGCAGGCGCUGCAGUUCUAGCUUACUUGGGAUUCCAAUUUUUCCAAAAGAAAAAGAAGGAAAUCAUACCGUGGAACUGGGAAGAAGUGGGUAGUUUAUCACAUCUGUACAUAUAUCCACUGAAGAGUGGACAUCGAAUGGAAGUAACUAGAGCAGAAUGUACCGAAGUUGGUUUGAAACAAACAGAAGAAGAUGAAAAAGUUUUACAAUUACGGGAUAGAGGAUUAGUAGUUUACGCUGAAAGAAAUAACGAAUUCAGAACUGCUAGGACGUAUCCUCAACUGAUGCAAAUCGAUAUUAGUGUCCAUGAUGAAAAACAUUUAGCGAUAGAUGCACCUACUAUGAGGACAUUGUAUGUCAAAAUUCCAAAUAACACUGACAAUAAGGAAAUUAAAAUCAAACUUCACAAAGGUGAAGAAUGUUAUUCUAUCGAUUGUGGAGACGAAGCAGCCUUAUGGUUUUCGAGAUAUAUAUUAGAAAAAGACACUGGAUUGCGUCUAGGAUAUCACGACGGUAGUCAAAGGAGAGAUAUCACCAAAACUCAUAACAAAUAUUUGGAAUUUUAUAAAAAUCUAACAAAUUCAUCUAUAGGUCUGUAUUCCGAUCUGACAAGCCUGUUAUUGGUAAACCAAACGUCAGUGAACGAUUUGAAACAAAGAAUAAGUAAUACCACUAUUUCCGCUAACAAUUUUCGACCAAAUUUGGUAGUUGAUGGACUGGAUUUGAAGCCAUAUACCGAAGAUACUUGGGAAUGGAUUAAAAUUGGUGACGUCGUAUUAAGGAACGUCAAGGAUUGUACAAGAUGUACGAUGACGACUAUCGAUCCUGAUACAAGUAUCCGAGAUAAAAAUAGGGAACCUCUAGCUACACUGGAAAAGUACAGAAUGAGUAAUGGUCCCGAUGCGUUACCAGUGAUGGGAAUCAAUUUAGAAGUCAGAAAAACUGGAAUUAUAAAAGUGGGAGAUAAAGUUUUGGUAUCUAAGAAAUAAUAGAUUCGGCAAAAUUGAUAAUUAGUUGUUUUAAAUUAAUAUAGUUUGUGAAAAUAAACAAAAAAUCUCGUUAA
Messenger RNA from Diorhabda carinulata, 1991 nucleotides. It is a transcript of the gene Marc, whose product is annotated as mitochondrial amidoxime-reducing component 1. The transcript has 6 exons. The record is from RefSeq and is a predicted model, not a curated record. Gene Ontology annotation, molecular function: molybdenum ion binding; pyridoxal phosphate binding; catalytic activity. Lineage: Eukaryota; Metazoa; Arthropoda; Insecta; Coleoptera; Chrysomelidae. Bases 892 to 1917 code for a protein of 341 amino acids.